CGUCAUCGACGAUCGACUACAAUACAUGGAAGUCAAUGCAGGGAUGAUUGUAGAAAACAUAGGAGCGUGAUUUCUUCGAGAUGGCAGACUUUUUCAAGUCUGCGUUGGGUUAUAUCAGUGGCAGCGGUACUGGAGGAACUGACAAUGAUUUUGUUGGUCAACAAGUUGAACUGGGAGACCAGAAACUACGAGUGAGGCGUGUGAUCGCAGAAGGUGGGUUUGCCUUUGUGUUUGUGGCACAAGAUAUAGCAACAGGAAAGGACUACGCUCUGAAGAGACUACUGGCCAAUGAUGAGGAGAAGAACAAAGCAGUGAUGCAGGAGGUCCGAUUCCUUAAAAAAUUAUCCGGACACCCUAACAUCAUCCAGUUUAUUGCUGCAGCUUCUAUUGACAAAGGAAGCUCUGGUCAUGGACAGGCUGAAUACCUUCUCCUGACGGAACUCUGUAGUGGGGGCCAGCUGGUGGACGUUCUGAAUCAGCGGUCGACCCCCCUCGGGUGUGACGAAGUGUUGCAGGCCUUCUAUCAGACAUGUCGUGCCACCCAGCACAUGCACCGUCAGUCCCCACCCAUCAUACACCGGGACCUCAAGGUUGAAAACCUACUGUUAAGCAGUCAAUGCAGUGUAAAGUUGUGUGACUUUGGAAGUGCUACCACGGUAACACAUAACCCUGACAACUCCUGGUCUGCCAUAAAGCGAAGUCUGGUGGAGGAUGAGAUAACUAAGAACACCACUCCCAUGUACCGAGCCCCCGAGAUGCUGGACUUGUACCAGAACUUCCGUAUCGGAGAGCCUGGGGACAUCUGGGCACUAGGAUGUGUGCUGUAUAUAUUGUGUUACAAUGUUCAUCCAUUUGAGGACUCAGCCAAGCUCAGGAUCAUCAAUGCAAACUACACAAUUCCUGAGUCUGACACCACCUACACUGUCUUCCACGACCUCCUCAGGUCUUUGCUGAAGGUCGACCCAGACCACCGGCCGGAUAUCAAUGCAGUGGUGGACCAAUUACAGCAGAUUGCUGCAGCAAGAAAUGUCAACCUCAAGGAAAAGCUCAAGCUUGCCAGCGAUAUGGAUCUUAAUGUCAUGGAAGAUAACGAAGUACAUAUGCAGCGUGAAAGCAGUGUACCUCAGCCACCCAGCGGUGGUUCAGAAUCCAGCAGCUCUGGUCAACAAUCUACUGCCAAUAUGCUGUUCAGCUCCAUUCGAGGUGGAGCAGGCAAUCUGAUGAAGAACAUUAAAGAUGCUUCCUCUAAAGUCAUGGAAACAGUAUCAGCAACGAUGAACAAAUCUGAUCUAGAUAUCAGUGCUAUAACAACAAGAGUCUUAGUAAUGUCGUUUCCAGCAGAGGGAGUCGAGUCAGCAUUUAAAAAUCAUAUAGACGAUAUGAGGAGUUACCUAGAAUACAAAUACAGAAACGGUUAUGCUGUCUACAACUUAUCUCAACGAACAUAUAAAGUGGCAAAGUUUGAAAAUAGGGUAUCGGAAUGUGGCUGGGCCGCCAGGAAGGCUCCCACUCUAGCCAGUUUGUUUGCCAUAUGUAAAAAUAUGCAUCUAUGGCUGCGACAGAAUCCAAAGAAUGUCUGUGUUCUCCACUGUCUUGAUGGCAAGGCAUCCUCAGCCACAGUAGUCGGUGCGUUCCUUGUGUUUUCACGGCUGUUUGAAUCCAGUCAACAGGCCAUGCACAUGUUUUCCUCACGACGAUCUGCUCCAGGAGCCUCGCCAGCACAGAGGAGGUAUAUUGAGUACAUAUCGGAGAUCGUUGGAGAUCCACCCACUCUCCCACACAACAAAGCUGUUAUGUUCAAGUCUUUGUCAAUGUCACCAGUGCCACUCUUCAGUAAAAUGAGAAAUGGUUGUCGACCAUUUGUGGAGAUCUAUGCGGGUGAAGAUCGGAUCCUGACAACGUCCCAGGAAUAUGAAAAGAUGCGAGGAUUUGUGAUUGAGGAUGGUAGGGCAACCAUUCCUCUCAAUAUCUCGGCAGUGGGUGAUGUCACCAUUGUGGCCUAUCAUGCAAGGUCAACAUUUGGGGGCAAAGUUCAGGGCAAGAUAACAUCAAUGAAAAUGUUUCAAAUACAGCUACACACAGGAAUGGUGAAACCCGGAACUUCAAACCUUAAGUUUACACAAUUUGACCUUGAUCAGUUGGACUCUGCAGACAAAUACCCAGAGAUGUUCUGUGUGAUGAUGGAUGUCGCCGUGGCAACCAAUGAGAGACCACGUACAGAUCCCAGUUAUCCGUGGGAAAAGUUUGACUCCUCAAAACUUAGUCCAAAAAUCUUAUUUUCAUCAAAGGAGGAAUUGCAUCAGACGUGCUCAGAUUUUGGUGUAUCAAAUCGUGCCAAAAUGCGCCUCACUAGAUCAUCAAGUCAGAGUUCCUCGAGUGAGACAGACAGCCCGGUUCAUAUGCCCCACACACCAGACAGACAGGCCAAACAGCAGGACCAGCCAACAGAGGUCCAGGAAAAACCUGUUGAAUUGUCUGGCAAAAACUUUUUUGCUUCACUGCACUGGCAGGGUGAAACAGGUGAGCAAGGUCCUCAGGAUGAUUCAAAGCCCAAGAACUUGUUUGACAUGGAGUCUGAACAGAAUCUGCUGGAUGGUGACAGUGAGGACGAUGAUGACUUUGCUUCACUAUCGUAUCAUAGAAAGUCACAAGACAAAAAUAUAGAUGGACCCAGUGAGCAGGGAUCACAACAAAAUGGAAAGACAGUACAUGCAGAUCUGUUGAAUAUCAACAGCUCGCCGGCACAUGUACAGCGUGAUAUAGACUUAUUAAACAUAAAUGAACCUAGUAAUUUGGAUCUUCUUGGGGGCAGUGAUUCCAAGGGGUCAUCGUUUGAACCUUUUAGCAAUGCAAGCACAGUAGAUAGUAGUGAUACCUUUGACCUGUUCCAGAAUCUAGGCUCAUCGAAACCUUCACAGAGUAAUAACCAGGCAAAGGACACAAAGGACACCUUUGACCCAUUCCAGAAUUUGUCAUCAACAGCUCCAAGUCAAUCUCAGAGCCAAUCUAACAACAUUUUUGAUCCAUUCGAGAAACUUGCUUCUUCUCAAAGUGAAAAAGAGGAAAGUAAAUCACAGCCUUCAACCAAUCAGAAUGGAGGAUUUGGUGCGUUUGAUUUGUUGGGAAACACAGACUCUAGUAGUAGUAACACAUUUGAUCCCUUUAGUCAAGUGCAGUCAGAACCAGCCACCAAACAUAAAGAAAAGGACGAGUUCUUAGACUUUAUGGAAAGUAAGACAGACGCCACAAAUGACGACGAGCCAAACUUAAUGGGUAACUGGUCAACACCUAUUAUCAACAUUCCAGGGGCUGGCGCUUCUAAUUCUACUGCAAAUUUGACAAAGAGUAACUCGGCAUCAAAUUUCCAGCAACAGUACCAAGGAACAAACAUUCCACGCAACAACAGUGGCACAUUCAAGGGCGGACAGUCUGCUAUGGGAGGGGGAGGAAUGUCUGCUAUGGGAGGGGGAAAACCUACCCCAGGCUUUGGUAGCACUGGUAACCUUGGUCAACAACAGAAGGCAGAUCCAUUUGCAGAUUUUGGGAGUUUUGGGGGUAAGGCCAAGGGUCCCACCCUGACAGGAGCCAAGCUUACCACAGCCCCUCAGUCCUCGCAGCAGCCUGCUUUCAACAGUGGGGGGGCAUGGCAGCAACAACAGCAACCUCGUAGUUCUCCCCAAGGAUCGCCCAAACCCCAGCGACCAGCAGCAGCGCCUACCCAACCAGCCAAACCAAACUACAAUGUGGGGUACAGUAGUGUGAUGGGUGGCCGGGAGGAGAGAGGAACCAGGAAACCAUUUUUAGGUACCAAGCCCAAAUUAGGAGCUGAUACAUUUGGAGAUUUACUUGGAGGACACCAGUUCACUAGCGCCAAGGCAGGCGAGCCUCAGUCCCUAGCAGAAAUGAAGAGAAAGGAGUUAGAGGAGGAGAUGGACCCAGACAAACUCCGAAUCCUGGACUGGAUCCGAGGGAAGGAACGGAAUAUCCGGGCUUUGUUGUGUUCACUUGACAAGGUCCUGUGGGAGGAGGAAAAACGCUGGAAGGGUGUCGGCAUGGCUGAGCUUGUGACUGCUGACCAGGUGAAAAAGGCUUACAAGAAGGCAGUGUUGUGUGUCCACCCAGACAAGCUGGCAUCAUCACCAUAUGAAGAUGUUGCAAAAUUGAUAUUUAUGGAACUGAAUGAUGCCUGGGCACAAUUUGAAGAGGAAGGCAUGAAAGCACUUUACUAGGUCCUAUAAACUUGUUCCUAUACUGUUAUAUCCAGCAUAUAAAGCACCUUUAAUAGUGAGACAGAUUUCUCUGUUGUGUUGUGCAAGAUAUUUUCUGAAGUAGACAUUUGUAUGUUUCAUCACUAUACAAACACCUGAACAAGACACAUUGUUGACGUGUGUGGUUGCAAAUAUAUGCAAUACCGUACUGAGUAGAUAGUAUGUAAUAUCAUUUACUAGAUAUUUUUAUUACCAUAAAAAUGAAUGAUCAUCUCGUCUGUUUUUGUUGCUAUUUUACCAAAAAUAACAUUUCUUUUUGUCCAUUAUUUUUGUUUUUUUGUUCAGAUUGUUUUAAAGUUGUGAUGUGUAUUAUUUUACUGUUACUUACCUGUUAGAAAAGGAAAAUGAUAAUAGAAACACAGUGACACUGAAAUAUUAACAUGUGAAUGUGCAAUUACCGGUAAGGUUAUAAUGAUCCACAUGAAUCUGUGUUUGAUUAUUGUAUUUUCAUUUAAUAAAAUGUAUUUAU
This is a messenger RNA of Mizuhopecten yessoensis (Yesso scallop), 4737 nucleotides long. RefSeq names its product cyclin-G-associated kinase-like. NCBI's taxonomy places the organism in Eukaryota, Metazoa, Mollusca, Bivalvia, Pectinida, Pectinidae. Bases 81 to 4229 code for a protein of 1382 amino acids. The transcript is spliced from 22 exons. Gene Ontology annotation, molecular function: AP-2 adaptor complex binding; ATP binding; protein serine/threonine kinase activity. Gene Ontology annotation, cellular component: cytoplasm. Gene Ontology annotation, biological process: positive regulation of Notch signaling pathway; protein phosphorylation; regulation of clathrin-dependent endocytosis. The record is from RefSeq and is a predicted model, not a curated record.